Molecule: messenger RNA, 1188 nt
Organism: Melospiza melodia melodia
Lineage: Eukaryota; Metazoa; Chordata; Aves; Passeriformes; Passerellidae
Product: serine/threonine-protein kinase PAK 3-like
Exons: 12
Coding region: 1-1188 (395 amino acids)
Biological process (GO): intracellular signal transduction; regulation of MAPK cascade; regulation of axonogenesis
Cellular component (GO): cytoplasm
Molecular function (GO): protein serine/threonine kinase activity; ATP binding
Source: RefSeq, a predicted model, not a curated record
AUGAACACCAGGAGGAUCCUUGUGCUCAAGGAGCUCUCAGCAGACGGCCUGCACCCCGAGAGGAGUCUUGGCUUUCCCUUGGGUGGCACUCAGCGUGCAAACGCGCACAGCGCUGCCAAAAUGAUCGGGCAAGUCUGUGCCGCCGUUUGCACCGUCUUUUCUGUUGUCUAUUCUGGCUACUACCUGACCCAGCUGACUCUGCAGGCUGCCAGUGGUCAGCGGACAGCGCGGCCCAAAUUCGCAGUUGACAGCCUUGCAGGCAGCGCAGCCCAGCAGCCCGAGAUGAGGGAGGAGCGGGGCCUGAAGACACUGAGGAGCAUCGUGAGUCAGGGCCAGCCUACAGGCAAAUACACGGCAUUUGAGGAACUCGGGCGAGGAGGGUUUGGAGCUGUUUAUAAAGCCCUUGACACCAGCAGCGGACAACAGGUGGCAAUCAAGAUCAUGUCACUCGAGGAGGAGAUGUCCGAGGAGCUGGCUGCCAAUGAAAUCCUGGCCAUGAGGGACAACAGGAGUCCCAAUAUCGUUACCUACUUAGACAGCUACCUGGUGGAUGCGGAGCUCUGGCUGGCCAUGGAGUUCAUGGACGGCGGCACCUUGUUUGAUGUGCUGAGGGCAGUGUACCUGGAGGAAGGACAGAUAGGCGCUGUCUGUCGGGAGUGCCUGCAAGGACUGCAUUUCCUUCAUUCCCGCCAAGUCAUCCACAGAGACAUCAAAAGUUGCAACGUCCUGGUGGGCACGGACGGAUCCGUCAAGUUGGGUGACUUUGGCCUCUGUGCUCAGCUCAGCCCUGAGCACAGCAAGCGCAGCUCCAGCGUCGGCACUCCCAGCUGGAUGGCACCGGAGGUGGUGAGAGGAGAAGCCUACGGCCCCAAAGUGGACAUCUGGUCCCUGGGGAUCAUGGGGCUGGAAAUGGUGGAAGGGGAAGCUCCUUACCAGCGGGAAGCCCGUCUCCGGGUUUUUGAACUGCUAGAAAGGAACGGGCCCCCAAAACUGCAGAACCCCAGGCACCACUCGGCUCUCCUGCGCGACUUCCUCCGCUGCUGCCUGCAGGCAGAUGAGGACAGGCGCUGGUCUGCCCAGGAGCUCCAUCCCUUCGUGACCUCAGGCGAUCCUGCCUCCAGCCUGGCUGCUCUGAUCAUCUCAGCCAAGCGAGUGCAGGAAGACUGGAGAGGAGACACCUGCGCCUGA